This is a messenger RNA of Sinocyclocheilus rhinocerous, 365 nucleotides long. RefSeq names its product neural cell adhesion molecule 1-like. The record is from RefSeq and is a predicted model, not a curated record. NCBI's taxonomy places the organism in Eukaryota, Metazoa, Chordata, Actinopteri, Cypriniformes, Cyprinidae. The coding region runs from base 93 to 365 and encodes 90 amino acids. The transcript has 2 exons.
ACAAUGAGAAUGAGGAAUGGACUGAAAAAGAAAUUCCUGGAAACUCCAGCAAAAUCCAGCUGAAUAAUCUCCAGUACAAUGCUAACUAUCAAAUGGAAGUUUAUGCAGUAAACCACAAUGGCACCUCCAGCACUGCCAAAAUUAACUUCACCGUCCCACAACCUGUCAGUCAGCCGGCGUUAGGGAAAGGAGGUGUGGUGGGAAUUGUAAUGUUCAUCUUCUUGGUGCUGAUGGUAUCAGUAGAUGCUUUCUGUUGCUACACCAACCACUGCGGCCUGCUUAAUUUCCUCGCUCGUAAACUAUUUGGACACAAAGUGUCAGAGUCUAAAGGGAUGGAUGAAGAGGCCAAUAAUUCCACUGGGUAA